Branchiostoma floridae (Florida lancelet) is the source of this 4532-nucleotide messenger RNA. RefSeq names its product relaxin receptor 1-like. Bases 889 to 3702 code for a protein of 937 amino acids. The record is from RefSeq and is a predicted model, not a curated record. Lineage: Eukaryota; Metazoa; Chordata; Leptocardii; Amphioxiformes; Branchiostomatidae. Gene Ontology annotation, molecular function: G protein-coupled receptor activity; protein binding. Gene Ontology annotation, cellular component: membrane. Gene Ontology annotation, biological process: G protein-coupled receptor signaling pathway. The transcript has 23 exons.
GAAACCUCAUUCUAAAUAUGCACAGUGCGUGAAUACGUACAAGUCAAAAUACUGAGUGAAACAUUCCGUUCCGUGACUUUGCUGAACAAAGAACAAAAUCAUCUUGAUGUACACCAGCUUUCUGAACAGCUAACGAAUGUUUAGAAUAUAUGACUCAUGUCAUGCAUUGCACGAGCAAAAUACAUGUAAGAAAAGUCCUCAUUUUAUAUUGGUCAUGACGCCGUGACGUUAUCGGUUAAGACUUUAGCGCUUCUAAAAGUAGAUGACUUCACUUCGUGUCAAAUUUAAGCGGAAGAUCUGAAAACAAAAUUAUCCACACCCCCGCUAUUAUCAUAGGUGGUACCGUCCACAAAGUUGAACCGCCAUCUUUGAAUUGUUUAGUGGGUCACAAUGGACAACGUAGGCUGUAUUUUCCUCGAGAAAAUAUUGGGAAAGGAUUUGGACUCCAUUUCUGGGGUCAUGGGGACCAGGGGAGACGUCCAGGAACAACAUACAGCGGCUGGUGGACGGGAGCACAGGGAAUUAGCGAUACCAAUUGAGCGUCAUGGUCCAGCCAUCGCUGACCCCGUACGGGAGGCUAAGAAAGAUCCUGGAGCUGAGGUGCCUUGGCCAUUCAGCCAUCACGGCAUACUGGGCAGUUAUCGAGGACGCUUGUACUUGUGAUAUUCCAGACUUGAGGUCGAAGCUAUGAAGGCUGAGCUGGAGUAUUCGGGCGGGAGAAUGAAGACAUAGGCGGGCCCGUCUCCACUGUAGGGACUGGCUUCACGUGCAGCAGACAGGUGGCGCCUGGAAAGGACAGACGAUAAGGAGUGACAACUCUGACAGGACAACGGAAAUGUAACGAGCAAGGGGACCUGUUGGAGCCACACAAGCUGACCAGACGAGGCAAUGGCACAGCUUGUACGGGUCCUCCUUCUGACAACAGCAUUGGGCAUUAUCGCGUCAGGCGGCAGUGCAUACGACCCUGCAGCAGUGCUGCAUUGCAGAGAGCCGUCCCUGUGUCCUGUGGGGGAGUUCCACUGUGGCAACAUGACCAAAUGCGUGCCGCAGGAGCUGCAGUGUGACGGCCAUGAUGAUUGCGGAAACAAUGAAGACGAAAUGUUUUGUGGGGACAACACCAUCGCCGAAGAAUUUGACUUGAAAUGGGGCGAAUUUGACGAAGACGACAUUUCACAUCUAGAGUAUGCCGGAGUAGACGCUCGAUUUGAGCUACCUCUCUGUGAGCUGGCAACAGUUCCCCUGUCCUGCUCGUGUGCCCAAAAUACGUCCUUGCGGUGCGAAGCACAGAACAUCACUCAAGUACCACAGGAUAUCCCUGUACAAGUCACCCGACUGUUCCUACAAGUCAACAACCUGGGGGUGUUAAGAGGCCAGCCCUUCGAGAAUCUCACCGAUCUCCAAACCCUAAACCUUAAAUGGAAUAAGAUCACCUACAUAGAGGUAUUCGUGUUCGCGGGUCUCCAAAACCUUCAGAAACUUUUCCUUGGCUAUAAUGAAUUAACCAGCAUCAAGCCUGGAACGCUUGCCAACCUCCUGAAUCUGGAAUGGCUGGGCUUGGAGGGUAACAGGCUAUCAGCAAUAUUACCCGGUGCACUGGCGGGUCCAGAACGACUCCACUGGCUGGAGAUGGAAGAAAAUCUUUUGGAUGAAAGGUCACUUCGCGUGCUGUGCCAGGACCUGCCCACAGUCGAGUGGCUGGAGCUUGAGAGGAACAGCAUCUCGAGUAUUGGCCCGGAAACUCUACAAGGUUGCCAGGUCCUGACCGUGUUGUUUCUCGACUACAACAACAUCACACGGGUGCUACCGGAGACAUUCUCAGGGUUGAAUAGACUGGCAGACAUUUCCCUAGGAGCCAACCGUAUACAGAGUUUACCGAGUGACAUAUUUUGGAAUGUCAGCGAUCUCAACCACCUGAAUCUGUCCUGGAAUCCGAUGACGGAGCUUUCUGCCGAUCUGUUUGUGGACAUUCCCUACUUACAAUCUCUGGACCUGUCUGGAUUGGAGAUCACAAACAUUUCCCUAAGCACGUUUGAAGGACUUCCUUGUCUGGAAUAUAUUUACUUCAGCAAGUUCCAGUACUGUGGCUUCACCCCUCACGUGAGAAGCUGUAAGCCGAAUUCAGACGGCAUCUCGUCCUUUGAAGACCUAUUGGCCAAUGUGGUGCUGCGGACAUGUGUGUGGGUGGUCUCCAUAGUAACAUGUACUGGAAACACUGGCGUCAUCAUCGGACGUACCGCCAUCAAGCAAGAGAACAAAGUUCACUCAUUUUUCAUCCAGAAUCUAUGUGCUUCUGACUUAAUCAUGGGGGUCUACCUGCUUAUUAUUGGCACUAAAGACGUCAUGCUCCGCGGCGUCUACAACCAACACGCCGAAGAGUGGAAGACUGGUUAUGGCUGUAAACUAAGCGGCUUCCUGGCCAUGCUCUCUGCUGAGGUAUCAGUUCUUCUCCUCACCUACAUGUCCGUGGAGAGGUUCCUGUGUGUCGUGUUCCCCUAUCGUGACAACAGACCCGACCGGUGGCAGGCGGGGAUGACCAUACUCCUGAUAUGGCUGGGCGGGUUCCUGCUGGCGCUCGUGCCGCUGAUGGUCCCGGAAUACUUUGGGAACUUUUACGGCAGCAACGGCGUGUGCUUCCCACUUCAUCUGCACGAGCCGUACAUGGCAGGCUGGGAGUACAGCGCCUUCGUCUUCAUCGGCAUCAACUUCUCCUCCCUGCUGGUCAUCAUGGCAGCCUACAUAGGGAUGUUCAUCUCCAUACAGCGCACGCGCAGCUCCAUAGCCACGCCCUUCUCGUUGCUAAGCGACAUGUCGUUCGCCAAGCGGUUCUUCUUCAUCGUGCUGACAGACUCGCUGGUCUGGCUGCCAAUCACUGCCAUCAAGUUCAUGGCGCUCACCAGUGGGCCUAUUUCAGGCACAACCUACGCAUGGAUUGUGGUCUUCGUGCUGCCGAUCAACAGCGCCGUCAACCCCAUCCUGUACUCCCUCACCACCAAGACCUUCACCACGAUCCUGGACCACAUGGUCAAGGGGGGUCCACUCAGCUGCGGCCCCGAGGUGGUGAAGGGCACGCCGGGUGUCACUACUACCGGUGGUAACAGUACAUGUAUAACCGGUCCAACUUCGUCUUCGCAGCUUGGCUACCCAUUACGACCUCUUCGAGCUUACAGAGCAAAACGCUCUAUGGAAAGUGAAAUGUCAGUAUCUUCCAGCUGCAACCCCAGUGUUCAAAUCCAGUUCACCGGUGUUGGAACCGAACCCAUGGCGACGAACGCGCUCAGCAUUAGAUUCCACGGGCGCAGUUUGGCCGACGUGCCGGAACAUCCCUCCUGCAGUGAGCCGUCAAACCGAGAGGAGGAAAGCAGCGGAGACGAGAAGAGCCAGAAAGGAAACCAGACGGCAAUGGCAUCACCUGCGGACACCCUUGAUACAUCAGAUGGAGACAACAGUAUCAACGAAGCCAACGAGACCCCCAAAACAAAUGGCAAUGCUUCUGUUGUCAGCACCAUCCAAGCAGAGAUCUGCAACCCGCCCGACUCUCCAACAAGUCCUUCUCGCCUGAGCAAACUGCCGACAGUCCUUUGUGUGGAGGAGCAUGUUGACCCCGUGUCGUCCUCUCCAACAAAAACGACCUGCUCCGACACCAACAUGGAGCCGUGUGCGCAGAUGACCUUCGAUAGAAAGAGAAAGGUCACAGCUGUCUGAGAGGUGAGUAACCAAGAGGAAGGCGUAACCCUGUCGACUGAGAUUGAGCAAUCAUGGCAACGCUGCGCUUCCUACGGAAGUCAACAUGGGUAUAUUGUAUGAAUAGGUUAUUUAUGUUUCAUAUAUUGCAACAAUACGUUAUUUAUGUUUCAUAUAUUGCAAGAAUACGUUAUUUAUGUUUCACUCGUUGUAGUGACAUAGUGUGGAUGUAAGUAUCCAAGGCAGCCUAUAUGUGGCAAUAUACGUUUUUAUAUCAUUAUUUGUGCGUUAUUGUGUAUCUUGAAUUGACUACUCACAUUCAAAGAAAGAAAGGAAGUACGAUAAAAAGAGAGGAAAAGGGGAAAAGUAUGAUAAAGAAUUAAAGAGGAAAUGUCCUAAAGAUAUAGUUUCUCUAUCUUUUCUGUCUUCAAAAUCUUGUGGUAAAGUGUUUGUCACGAGGCAUUGUCAGACAAUAUUGUUGUGAUACUGAUGCGUAAAAAUGUCACACAUAUGGCGUCUAUAUUGUACAAUAUACUAAAUGUAUCAUCAGGCAUACACCAGGGCUGAACUACAACCUACCUGUCGGCAGCUGUAGGAUACUUGUGAAAUAUAUCUUGAGAUAUGUAUAGGUAUAUUUGUACCUCAUCGUGAGUGACCACGUCGUCGCUAAACAUAUGUUUAUGACUUGCAGAAACGUUCUUGUUUAGUAGAGCUACUGCUACUGUCACUGUUAUAAUAGAACUGCUGAUAAGAACUACGUUAUUCUUGAAAACAGACAUAUCCUCACUGAUACACUGGAUAUCCAUUUAUUACCACAUCAUGUAAAAUACAAACUGUCUUGUGAUACAUCA